This is a messenger RNA of Emys orbicularis (European pond turtle), 788 nucleotides long. It is a transcript of the gene LAT, whose product is annotated as linker for activation of T cells. Gene Ontology annotation, biological process: positive regulation of protein kinase activity; inflammatory response; immune response. Gene Ontology annotation, molecular function: protein kinase binding. Bases 48 to 788 code for a protein of 246 amino acids. The record is from RefSeq and is a predicted model, not a curated record. Gene Ontology annotation, cellular component: immunological synapse; membrane. The transcript has 12 exons. Lineage: Eukaryota; Metazoa; Chordata; Testudines; Emydidae.
GGCAGCGCCGGAGGAGCCAGCGCCGGACGCGCCACGGCCCAGGUGCGAUGGAGGCCGUCUCUCUGGCCGGGGUGCUCUGGGCCUUCGUGCUGGUUCUCCCCGCGGUGCUGGCCACGGCUCUCUGCAUCGGCUGCCGGGACACGGGCUCUCCUGGAGCAGAGUGGGACGGACCCCCCCUGCCCCCACCCCUAAUGCUGCGCCCUGCUCUCUCGCCAGCCCACGGAGCCCAGGCGGUCGGGGACUACGAGUACAAACCCCCACCUUGUGUCCCCCCCAACAGCUUCAUGGUGCUGACCAGAGCCAACUAUCCCUCCAGGAACCAGAUCAAACAGCAACCGGUGCCGCCCGCUGAGCAGUUCCUGUCCAUCCCGCGAUCCCCACAGGCGCCCCAGAGCCGCCAAGUCUCCUUCACCAGGACAGAGACCGACAACGACAGCGUCCCCAGCUACGAGAACGAGGAGCGACCCCGUGGGGACGACGACGACGACAACGACUAUAACAACGAGAUCUACACCCCCGGCUACGUUGAGGUGCUUCCCGACAGCGUCACUGAGACGUCCCCCACGGAGCUGGUCACCUCGGGGCCAGAGCUCAGGGACAGCGCGUCCUCAGUGGGAAUGGGGGAUGAGUACGAGAACAUGCCGGAGGCCCAGAGGGAGUCGCUGGCUGACAGCCUGGAGUACGUCAACAUGCCAGAGCCUGUAUCCGGCCUCCCUGACGCCCACUACGGCGCCAGCGACCGGGAGAGCGAGGACGACGGGCCCGACUACGAGAACCUGCACCGCUGA